GCACCUAAGAUAAAACUUCCUCCUCAAUAGACACUGGAUGUGAUCACUUUCAAAAUGGAGUCUUUCCCCCAACAAAUGUAAGUGCAUUAAAUUCGUGUCCUAUAGUUUGUCUUUUUAAUGUAAUUAAUCAGAUAAUUUUUCUGAUUUCUAAAUAUUUUGAACAGUGUAAUUGAGAAACAAAAAGAUAACUUUCCCAGUAUAAACAUUUAAAUAUCAACAGAUGUGAGAGACUGCAGCACAUGUCGGAAUCAGUGUUUGUGGUACUGUGUGAGAUAGUGGGAACCUCACAUCAGGUGACCAUCAGGAGGGAGGCAGAGGACAUCAAGGAGAUGGUGAGGAGACGAGUGACACCUAAUAAUGAGAUCAUUAGGAUGAUGAGUGGAAGUAUGAGGGAAGGAUUUAGACUAGAGGGAUCAGAUGUGGACUGGAUGUACUGGCCAAACAACUACCGAGUGAUCAUGGACAUGUCUCAAUCUGACUAUUACAACACAGCUAAUACAACCUUCAUUCUCUCUGACAGUACUGAGAGUCCACCAGGAUUCACUUUGCUUAAGUUACUGACACCACCAACAAACAGAGACCUCCGAUCAGCAUGUGUCAGAAUGAAUAAUAGAGUCUAUAUAUCUAGUUCUAUACACAGAGGGUUAACUUGUUCAACAGUAUUUCCUAAUUCUACUGUACACGGUCCCUGUGGUAGUGGUGUUUUAGGUGGACUACUAGAAUAUGACAUUGCCUUCUGUUUUGUUUGUGACUUUUGGCCUCCGUCUGCCUCCUCAUGGAUAGACAGAUGUCACUCAUGGCCUGCCUCUAAGGUUGUUGGUGAUAUUGUCAGAAAUGGUUGUCACUUUGUGGCAAUAGGACAUUCAUUAGGACCCCAUGAACAUGAAGAAUGGAGAAUUUCCUUUUCUCAAGCAGAAUAUAAACUUGUGUACUCUAUGAACCACUGUCAGUUUUUGACAUAUGGGUUGUUAAAACUUUUCUUAAAAGAAGUAUUAAAUCAGCAAUCAGAAGAAACCAAUAAACUGUUGUGUUCCUAUCACAUGAAGACAACUAUUUUCUGGGCCAUUCAACAAAACAUGCUACCUCACUGGUGUCCACAAAAUCUCCUGGCCGGUUUCUGGGUCUGCUUUAAACUCCUCUUAAGAUGGGUGUGUGAGGGGAUCUGUCCUAACUUUUUCAUUCCACAAAACAACCUGUUUCUGACAAAGGUCCAUGGCUCAGCACAAAACAGAUUGUUCCUACAGUUACAUGAAUUGUACAAGAAAGGUCUGGCCUGUCUGUUACAGAGUUCCUCUAUCAGGUCCUACAUCAUUGAUGUCCUGUACAAUCCGAGACUUUCUAUUUGUACAGAUAAGAGUAUCAUGAGAUCAGAAGUUGAUUAUGAUAAAGAAUUAAUCACUGAGUUGGGAUGUGUUAAUAUUACUGGUGUGGAUCUGUGUUACAUUACCAAAGCCAUACACACGAUAGAACAGUAUGUGGAGUCACCAAAGUCACUUUAUCAAGUUGUUACAUUAUGGUAUCUUACAGCGGUAAUUUUUCAACAAACUGCUUUUUUAUUACAAAACAUGUAUACUAACAAAAGAGCCAACAAACAGAUGUAUAUUGCAGACAAAAAAUCCUGUCACAUGCUGAGAUUAGCUGCCAAGUUUGGGUGUAUAUCUGACAUGUUGUACAUUGCCAUGUAUUAUUACAAGACACUCAGAUACAGGGAAGCUUUAUCUGCUAUAGAGAUGACAAAGGUCAAGUUAGCACAGCCAUAUCUGAUGUAUAAUAGACAUGUAGACAGAGAGAGGUAUACUGAGGCUGUUGGGGGACAGUCCUGGUCUACAAAGAUCAGACAGGCUGUAGCAUGGGACAUAGCACUUGGCACAAGAAUCUGUUAUAUCAGUGAACUAAUACCAGAACAACAGUCUGCUCUACAGAAAGGAAAGGCUCGUACAUUGAUCAUCCCAGUGUUUGUAAUGUUGUAUUUCCUAGAGUUCUUGUGUUACAGACACAUUGAUACAACAUUAUCACAAGCAGCUCUAGAUGAUCUACAGGUCCUAGUCCACCAUGAUCGGGGACUGUAUAUAUCUGAUAUAUACAGAGACAUCUCCUGGGAGAUCCUGGGGAUCUGUCAACAGAUGGCAGGGAACCUCCAUGCUGCUCUAUACUCAUACCAACAGUCACUAAUCUCAGAGUCUUCAUUCAGUGAUAUACAAAGUGCCACACAGGGUAGAAUACAGGAUAUGGUUCAGUUAACACCACACCAGUAUCAGUAAUUUGGAAUAUAUAUCUGUCUUAAAUGAAAAGUCGUUGACAAAAAUAAUAUGACUGUAUGUAUAGAUAUAUGUAUAGAUUUUAACACAGUAAAAUUGCAUGCACUUAGUUUCAUCCCCAUAUCUAUAUAUAAUUCUUAAAUUACAAAAAUGAUGUAGACCAGCAUAAACUUUGGAGAGCAGAACAUCACUGGGUCCCCAGAGAUAACUAAUGUAUUCAGUGAUCUUUGUAAGGCCAUGAUGUCCGAUGACGAGAGCCGAUCACCAGUUUACUCACCAGUCAAGACAAAGAGGUCUGUGUUAGUGAGACUCAACGAAUCCCCAUUAAAAAUACCACUUGGUGAUAGUUUUGAGGAACCUGAGAUUAGUAUUGAAAAAAUGCAAAGGGUAGAGUCAGUGUUUUAAAUAUUCAUGAUGUAAAGAGACAGGGAAAUGAUGACAAAGCCAAGGAAAGUUCUGGAUAUAACAAUGUUGGAUCUGGACACCAUCCAGACCAAUCCAUGGAACCUGUUCUGGAUAAAUAAAUGUGCUGUUCUAAAUAGACGAAAUUACUGUGAAUAAGAUUCCGUGCUUAUUGCUCAUGGUGAUUAAAACUUAUAGCAACAUUCAACUCUCUUUGCGUUUAGACUCGGAACUCUUCUAGUGUUACCCCAGCCGCUAAGAUAAAAUUCAAAGUCUGAUUUACCAACAACAAACACAGCAUAACCAACAAACCAAGUGUCCUUUACAUAAAUAUCUACUGACUCUUUAGACAAAAGCAAGUUCCAUGUCAUCAUCGACAGUUCACAUUUGUAUGCGAGUUAGAAAUCAGUCCUUGUGUUCACUUUAUAAAGAAAUUUGGGUAUAACUAAUAAUCAAACAAUAACAUUAUAUUUUUUCUCUAAUAAAUGGUGUGUUAGCUAAAAAUCAAUGUAUUGGCACUUGUGUUUGUGCUAAGAUGAGUAUGCGCCAAAUUUCCUCGUUUUACAUUAUAUACACUAAAUUUCACAUCAACCAUUUCAGAACAUAGUCUUUAAAUCUUCAGAGAGUUUCUGCUGAUGCCAUUAGAACUGGUAACCUUGGAUAUUAUUAAUGUUGU
Molecule: messenger RNA, 3336 nt
Organism: Magallana angulata
Lineage: Eukaryota; Metazoa; Mollusca; Bivalvia; Ostreida; Ostreidae
Exons: 1
Coding region: 240-2261 (673 amino acids)
Source: RefSeq, a predicted model, not a curated record